CUGAAACGGCGUGAUGCGUCGUGCGCGGAGGGAUUUCGAGCACGGACUACACCCAAGGCGCUGUCUCGAUUCACAUCGGCUUUUCUUCCCUGCCCCCCCCCCAAAAAAAGCAGAUCUCGGCAGCACGCAGCUAAGCGCUUUUUGGAGAGCAAACAUGUCUUGGCAAAGCUACGUGGAUAACCUGAUGGCCGAUGGCAGCUGCCAGGAUGCCGCCAUUGUCGGUUAUACGGACGCCAAAUACGUUUGGGCAUCGUCAGAAGGGGGCACUUUUAGCGGUAUAACGGCUGAUGAAAUCGAUGUCAUAGUUGGUAAGGACCGGGAGGCCUUCUUCACCAAUGGGCUGACUCUAGGGAAAAAGAAGUGCUCUGUGAUCAGAGACAGCCUGCCGCUUGAUGGCGACUGGACUAUGGACAUCAGGACGAAGAGUCAAGGCGGCGAGCCGACGUACAACGUUUCUGUAGGCAGAGCUGGCAAAGUCUUGGUUCUUGUAAUGGGCAAGGAAGGGGUCCAUGGAGGCGGAUUGAAUAAGAAGGCAUACUCGAUGGCAAAAUACUUGAGGGAUUCGGGGUUCUAAUUAUUGGUUUUAGUCAUGGGAAAGGAAGGUACCCACGGAGGACAGCUCAACAAGAAAGCAUUUUCCAUGGCUGAGUACCUGAGGAGAGCUGGAUACUGAAGCAGCCCCCUUUCCAUCCAUCCACACAGCAGCUCACUGUAACAUCCCUUCAUCCCUUUCUCCCUCCUUGGUUUUUUUUUUUUCUUUUCUCACUGUCACAGCACUACAGAUACUUAGUGGCAUUGUUGUCUAUCCAGCCCCCUAAUUUUUUUAUUUUUAUUUUAUUAUAUAAACCUACACCCUUUCUGUCUCUUCUUUCUAUUUAGCAUACCUUUUCCCCCAUUUCCCUCAUCCUUAUAGUGCCACAAAACAAGCAUGUUCAUUUUAUGAAGGCUUAAAACAAAAACAUAGUACUGUACAUAAACCAUUUAAGACGAUCGGGCUUUUCAAAUUUGCAUCAGCGAAUCGUCACUGUCCAGUUUUCCUGAGGCGCUUAUCUAGUAGUCCAUCGAUGCCCCGCGAGUGCUUUGAGCCUUGCUGAGCUGUCAGUUUUCCCCAGCAAUAUAUAUAUUUUUUUCUUUCCAGCAUGGCCAGGAGGGUUUAAAAGUGCAUGCAUAUCUCUUUUUAGCUCAAUAUCAAAUACCUAAGUACCAUACACUAUCAGUGUCCUCCCAAAAAAAAAAAAUAUAUAUAUAUAUAGUAAUAAUAAAAUGAACCACACUACAUAAUUCUUGCCCUUAUACUUGUAACACAUUUUAUUCAAAAUACAACAUCCAAUGCUUUUACUGUUGUAUCUGGAUGUGGUGUUGUGAGUCCUCGAUGUAAUGUUGGAAAUGUUUUCCUUUUGAAUGUGAUGGCAGAUCAGCAUUUACAGCGUCUAGGUUUAAAACAAAAAUCGCUUCUGGACUCUUAAGGACAUUCCACCGCUAAUAUAGCCACUUAGCAACUUAUUUACCAGCUAGUGGUUUUUUUUUUUUUUUGAAUUUUUUUUCUUUUUUUUUUCCUUUUCUUUUUAAAGCACUGCCCUUGCGAUGUAACUCUGGUUUGGUGUCCAUUCAUUUAUUAUAGAUAUAUAUAUUAUUUUUCUCCAGUAGGACCAAUUUUUUUUUCUUCUACAUUUUGGAGGAUUAACAGAUUACUGAAUGAUUGACUGCUAGCUUCAUCUGUUUGUAGAACACUAAAUUAAACAUUUCAAAUGCACAGAAUAACACUAACCUCUUGAUUAUUCACUAGUAAUGGUAUCCAUGUCUUGGGGAGAGAUUGCAAAGCUCUAAUGGGAACUACCUGACUUAUUACUUUUUUCCUUCUCAAUGAAUGUCUUGAAAUAGAUGAAAUGGCAGUCUUAUUGUUGACUUUAAAUCCUUUACCACCCCCCCCCCCCCCCUUUUUUUUUUUUUUUUUUGUUGUUAAUCCUGUCAGUUUUCAAACAUCCAGUCAUUUGUGCUUUAUUCAACUGCGAUGUAUCAACUUGUCAUAGCACGGUACAAAUAUUUCAUUAAAAUAGGCAAAAAAAACAAAAACAAAAAAAUGAACACUGAAGUAACUGUGUACACUAAAUUUUCUGGGUUAUGGUGGUAUUAGAUAAAGAAGAAAAAGACCACUAGUCAGUUGUAUUAACUUUAAUCGAGAGGGGGGGAAAACAGAAGGAAAAAAAAAAAAGCAGUGUAUCCUGUGCCAUAAUGUAGAUCUUGAUAUGUUGCUACUGUGAGAUGGAUUUUAAAACCGCUGCCUUGUAAGGAGUCGAUUUGAGAGUGGCACCUUCUUUGGGAUAUGACAUUAAAAAUUUCAAACUCUCCAGGGCUUGUGGAAUAUGUACAGAUUAAAGUGAAACAUGUCAACGAAUCAUGUUCAUUUCUCUCCUUUCUUUCCUUGCACCUGGUUUUAUGACUAUGAAAAUCCUGACCAGCUGAUAGAUAUGGAUAUAUCUAUUCUCUAUACAACCUGAUUUUGCGUGGAAAAUGCCAUGAAUUAACCACCUUGUUUACAGACAGAUCAAAUAAAUCUAUUCCAACCAGAAAAA
This is a messenger RNA of Ictalurus punctatus (channel catfish), 2573 nucleotides long. It is a transcript of the gene pfn2a, whose product is annotated as profilin 2a. The transcript has 5 exons. Lineage: Eukaryota; Metazoa; Chordata; Actinopteri; Siluriformes; Ictaluridae. Gene Ontology annotation, molecular function: actin binding. The coding region runs from base 14 to 574 and encodes 186 amino acids. The record is from RefSeq and is a predicted model, not a curated record. Gene Ontology annotation, cellular component: cytoplasm. Gene Ontology annotation, biological process: actin cytoskeleton organization; positive regulation of actin filament bundle assembly; regulation of actin filament polymerization.